Molecule: messenger RNA, 5964 nt
Organism: Engraulis encrasicolus (European anchovy)
Lineage: Eukaryota; Metazoa; Chordata; Actinopteri; Clupeiformes; Engraulidae
Gene: arhgef37
Product: Rho guanine nucleotide exchange factor (GEF) 37
Exons: 15
Coding region: 482-2647 (721 amino acids)
Cellular component (GO): cytoplasm
Molecular function (GO): protein binding; guanyl-nucleotide exchange factor activity
Source: RefSeq, a predicted model, not a curated record
GUGUGUUUGUGCGCAUGUGCGUGUGCGUGCUCCCUCUGCCUCUUCCGUCCUGAUACCCCACCAGCCAAUCUGAUUGUUGUCUUGUAAGCGUCACCUCCUCUGCUCCGCCUGCUGCAAUAUGUCAGCCUAUUCAGGAGAAUGGGGGCUUAUCCCCUCCCCCCUACACACACACACACACACACACACAACCACCACUGCUGCAUGGGACAGUCCUUUUGCACAGCUUAAAGGAGAAAGUUAGCAAGGGCGUAUAGGUACAUGUGUGCCUGUGUGCCUGUGUAUGUGUGUAUCUGAAGGACCAUAACACAUGCAUGGCUUUACGGAGCAGGCCACCUCAUCAUCCUCUGUCUCCAUUCUCUCUCUUCUUGUCUGUCUCCCUCCCCAUCUCUGUAUCAAAGGUGGUCUCUCCCUGCCUGAGGAGCUGAAUUAGAAAGAGGAGGUGUGAAGAAGAGGAGGAACGGGCAGGUAGCAGGAAGAAGAGAUGAAGGGGACGGGAAUCGCAGAGGACAGUCUUCCACCUGAGGAGGCCAGAGGACAGGGGGAUGAAGAGGACGAGGAGGAACAGGAAGAGGAAGAGGAGAUGACGGACGAGAUGAAGGAACGUUUAGUUGCAGAGAAGGCCGAGUCACAGGAGAGGGUGGCUCAAAGGCAGGCCAUGGCCAUAGAGGAGCUCAUCCACACGGAGAGAACAUUCCUCAAACACCUUCAGCUUUGCACAGGAACCAUUAGAACUAACCUGGAGAAGAUAGAGCCUCCGCUGCCGAACCUCUGUGGAAUGUUCCAGCACAUUGAGGAGGUGAUGGAUGUGUCGUCACGUCUGCUACGACUCCUGGAGCAGCCCAAGACCCAACCCUCGGACCCCAGCUUCCUCCAGCACCUCUGUGACUCCUUCCUGAGCCUGUCUCAGGACAUAGAGAUGGCUUAUAAGGAGUACCUGGCCGACUACAGCAACGUGACAGCCCUGGAAAACAGCUACAAGCAGAAGGAGGCUCAGUGGGCAGAGAUGGUCACAGUGGUCAAGACCUCGGCGCCAGAGGUGAAUGCGUCCAACCUCACCUUCUUCCUGGUGAUGCCGGUGCAGCGUAUCGCGCGCUACCCGCUGCUGCUGCAGACCAUCCAGAAGCACACGGAGCCAUCGCACGCCGCGUACCAGUCGCUUACUCAGGCCGCACACACCGCCGUGCAGCUCAACUGCCGCAUCAACGAGUACAAGCGCUUCCGGGAAGUGGCGGACAAGUACAAACGCACAGAGAAUCUGACCAUCCGUGACAAAAUCAACCGUCUGAGCGGGCACAGCAUUGCCAAGAAGACGGCACGCCUCAGCCAGUUCCUGAAGCACGAGACCGGCAUGGUGCCACAGACAAAGGACGAGGAGUUUGACACCCUGGUGGCAUUCUUCUUUGUUUUGGAAAAAGGUGUGACGGAGCUACAAGAGAACCUGUCUGCCUACCUGAGCCACCUACAGAGGUUGCAGAGCUGCCGUGCCGAGGACCACGAUCUAGAUAUGGAGGCGGAUAAAGGAGCACUGUUCUCCCGAGAGAUUGCUGUGGCCUUACGCCAGUGGAUCUACCCCGAGUUUGAGCGGCGUCUGCACACGCUGGUCUUCCGACCGCUGUGCUCCAUGCGGGAGCUGCUGGUGGGGCCGAGGAACCUGAUCCGCAAGCGGCGCGACAAGCUGCUGGACUACGAGCUGCUGGAGGAGAAGAGCAGCCUGAGCUACGAGGAGCAGGCGGUAGCCAACACCUACCGCACCAUCCAUGCCCUGUUGCUGUCAGAGCUGCCCCAGUUCAACGCCCGCAUGAGGGAGCUGCUGCUGGCGGCCCUGGGGAACCUCUCCUGCCUGCUGAAAGACCUCAGCACAGACAUGGAGCAGCUUGCCAACAGCUUUACACAACAGCUGCCUCAUAGCUGGAUGGAUUCUGUAGAGUUUUGGAAGUGGGCGGAAGGUUCUGUUCUGGAGGCGGGCCUGUGUCUGGAGACUCUGUGUCAGAGCGUUCAGGACGAGCUCAAUGCUCCUAUUGUGCAGCCUCUCAGCAGUCCGUCCCAAAAGAGGCUGAAGGCCCUGGUAGAGCGUCAUGGGCCGGAUAAGAUCUACCAGCUGACGGCUCCAGUGGUGGGAGCGCGCGACCUUGACCUGACCCUGGAAAAAGGCGAGCUGGUGGCCAUGGUGAGCCAGAUGGACACGCGCGGAGACCGCCGUCGCUGGCUGGUGGAUGCAGGCGGUCCCCGGGGGUAUGUCCCAUCCUCCAAGCUGAUGCGCUUUCAGCAGGUUGCUGCAGCCGUGGCAUUCCCACCGCAGGUUGUUCGGGAAAUGCCUCCUGCAUCGCCCUAUCUGUCGGCCACACUUCCUGCUCCAAGCAACCGCAGACACACCUGCCACUCAGCACCCCCCUCUCCAGGUUUCAAUGUGGCCGCGGGCAAUUAUCUAACUCAGCAGGUCUAUGCAGGGUACGACUUCACGGCUCGCGGGAACCAUGAGCUGUCCCUGCGCGCAGGGGAACCGGUGCGGGUGCUGGAGCCCCACGACAAGAGGGGCAACGCAGAGUGGAGCCUGGUGGAGGCACGUGGGCAGAAGGGAUACGUGCCCUCCAACUAUCUCGCCCGGCUGCCCGCUAUGGUGGCAUCACCCACCUUCACCUACCACUAGUGACACACACACACGCACACGCACUGGAUUAUUGGAACAUUGAAUUAAAUAUACUUUUGUAAAUACCUGGCAUGUGUAUACACAUACGUUGGAUGAAGUACAGUAUAUAAAUGCAGUGCGAUAGCUGCCUGUCUGGAAUUAGCUGCCUGUGAUGGUGGCAUCAUCCACCUUCCUCUACCUACCGCUAAUGAGACACAUGCUAUUUGCAUACGCACGCGCGCACGCGCGCGCGUGUGUGUGUGUGUGUGUGUGUGUGUGUGUGCGCGCGCGCGUGCGUGCGUGUGGAUAAGCAGAACUGUUCAAGGGUGCUGUGUGCUGAUUAGAUGAGGAGUGUUGCACACUGAUUAUGUGCUUUAACUGAACACCAUGGCUGCUGGUGCAGUAGCACCACAUUGCAUCCCGAAGCCAUUGUUGCAAUGGGAAAAAAACAUCCGUCGUUGGACAAUAUGGAGAUCAGAAAGCAAGAAGAAAAGGAGUCUCACACACAAGAGCUAAAUGUUAUGGAAAACUCAAUGAAUGUAAGCCAAAGACUAGUAAAGAGAAGUGGGAGACUUUUUUUCAGUUCUAGCCCAUCGUCAGCAUCCCUGGUUUGUAUGGGAUCCUCUUUUUCUUGCUCUCUGUAUUGACAUUUUUUUAGAAUUAUUCAAUGAGCAAGGUGCUUCAUCCCCGGAUGCCACCCUCAACCUGCUUCAUAUGAAGGAGAACAGAUACUGUUUUCAGGCUGACCAGAACGGUGCCUGUGCCAGUGCCUGCACCAUUUACGUUUGGCACUAAAGAGUUCACCCGUGUUCAUACCAGGCUCUGAACUUUUUCUGCAUGUGACUAUGUUACCCGGAUGUCGUCACGGUUUGCUGAAAAAAAAUAUUUUUCGAUUUGCAGUGCAAACCAACUUUCCAGUUCGCGAACACUAAGAUCUGUGGUGUGAACACACCGGGCAGUUCACGACUAGCUGCUGGAACGGGAACAGGCACUGGCACGGUUCUCAGUCGGCCUGAAUGCGCCAUCAGGUGCUACACAAGCACGUGCAGCCUGGGUGCCGGUGCCUUUCACACCCCUGCUGUUGUCUGUCUGAGCCUUUCCUGCUGACCCACUGGAAUUAAAGGCACCAUGCAAGGGCUUUUUGUGCCAUUUGAAGUGCAUGCAAAUGCAUGCAAAAAUCAACUAUAGCCUACUGUACAUACAGUACCAAGGAGUGUGAAGGAAAAUUCCUACUGGCAUAUGCUAGAAAAUGUUCAACUUGCAAGAAAAUAAUUUCUAUACAGAUGCAAAGGAUUGUGUCAGGUACAUUUGUAUAGUCCUAGUUCUUUUGUCCCAGUGUUAUUGUAGUGGGGGGUGGGUGAAACAUUUAAUAAAAAUAAUACAAAUUUGAAAUUUUCAUUGAAAAAUUAAGCUAAACAUAGUACUGUAACGAAGGGGAGUACAGUUUCCUAGCUGGGACUCGAACCCAGACCUUCUGGGGCAGUAAACUGGGGCUCUGACCGCUACACCAAAGAGCCAGGCACAUUGGCUUGACAGUCAGAAUACACCCACAACCCUAGUGAUAGUCACUCCAUCACACUGCCUUCUCCUUCGGGAAGCGCACCCGUGCGCUCACACACUCAUGGUGUCCCUCACGCUUCUCCCAUCAUCAAUGCUUCACUCAUCACUGGGGUCCCUCGCACCGGGGUCACCAAUCCUGGGGGUCCCUCACAUAGAAUUACGGCUCACACACAAUGGAUACGCUUCCGAUGGCCUCACGGUAGCCAUCCCACUUCUGACACCAUUUUUAGUGAAGGGGAGUAGAGUUGCCCAGCUGGGACUCGAACCCAGACCUUCUGUGGUAGUAAACUGGGCCUCUGACCACUACACCAAAGAGCCAGGCUCAGAACACACCCACAACCCUAGUGAUGGUCACUCCAUCACAAGCACAUUUAUAUAUAAUCAUCAAUAAUUUUAAGAACUUUAAACGUGGUGUAUUUCACUCACACCCUGAAUGUGAAACACUACUGGAUAUGGCAAAAAAAAUACUGUAAUGACAUAAAACUCUUCUGUGAGUCUACAAUUACCAAGUGGUACCAAAUUAGUUCCUUCUCAGACUUUUUAAAGUUAAAAUCCCCAGGCGAUUAAAAAUAUUGUAAGAACCAUCCCUGAAAGCAGAGUGACAACCAACCCCAACUCUUUUAGAGGCUAGCUCCCACAUUUAACCAAAUUAGCUGACUCUACUGUAUACUUUCAAAAGGCAAUACUGAUUGUCUUAUUCUUUUCAUAGUGUAACGAGUGAGAAGAAAAACAUCAGACUUCUCAAAUGUUCAUGUGAAAAACACAUUGUUUUAUCUCACCUCAAGGUUAUAAUGUUUAUACGUCCUCUGUCCUGUGACCAUAAUUACAAACAUUUCUGUGUCAAUGGGUUUUGGCAGUGGCCUUUAGAGGCUGAGAUAUGAUGACUGUGACAACCAACCCUGUUCUCCCCUAAAUAGCAUUGCCUUUGAAUCACCUUCAGAAUUUAGUGGGUUAACUGACUAGCAUUGGUCAAACUGUUAAAUAUCUGUGGUUAUAAACAUUUUCUGAUCAUGGACAGUUGGCAUUUCAUCGUAACACAUCCUUUUACCAGAUAGGCAAACAAUGGACACAAAAAAGGCACAAAAUCACUUGUGGUGCUUUUACCCUGAGAAGGAACCUACAGUAAAAUUCCCUCACACUGGAUUCUAAUUAACAUCAUGACUAUAUUUUUGAUUAUGCUGCUGGUGCUUUGUUCUUUUUUCCCCUUCCACCGCUCUAAUUAUUUAUGGUGCAGAGGGAGGGAAGCCAAUGAGCAGAUUAUUCUGCUUGGCGUGUUGGUGUCAUUCUCUAUGUUAAACACUAGAGGGGGCAGCACACCACUUCUCACCAGAGCACUGCUCUGCUUCUCACCCAGUGUGGCCUGGAGGCACUAUAUCCCUCUCAUUUUGAACCAAAUUGUAAUGAUCUUUAUGACUUUUACCUGCAGACGGCAAACCUAAACAGGCCAAUUGGGCGGGAAAUCAGCCAAUAUGGCAACACUUCUCACCCAGGAGGUGUUUUACCACCACAGCAGUAUUAUUGUUGUUGAUAUUAUUAUUCUUAUUAUCCUUGAAAUCAGUAUGUUAUUUAUUUCAUCUUUGGAGAACUGGAAUGCACAUGUCAUUGUGCUGAGUGAUUGUUCUAACAUUGGCUUGGAUUGUAUAUUGAUUGCUGUAUAUUUGCCGUCCAUCCUGAGUGGAUUGUUUGCACUGAAACAGUGAUUUAACAGUGAUUAAAUUAGUCAAGCAUGAGACAUUGUAACUCUGUUGGCUUGAUGUAAUGGUGUGUUUGUGUGUGUG